Panonychus citri (citrus red mite) is the source of this 711-nucleotide messenger RNA. RefSeq lists its product as uncharacterized. The record is from RefSeq and is a predicted model, not a curated record. NCBI's taxonomy places the organism in Eukaryota, Metazoa, Arthropoda, Arachnida, Trombidiformes, Tetranychidae. The transcript has 2 exons. The coding region runs from base 70 to 588 and encodes 172 amino acids.
CGAGCAUUCAAAUCUAUCAUCUCUAGUUAUAUAAAUUGUUCUUCAAAUUUUCAUUCAGAAUUUACUAAAAUGAAUUUCUUACAAGUGAGUUUCAUCUACAUGUACUUCAUAUCAGUGAUAACUGUUUUCUCAUUAAUCAAUGUAAGUGAAUGUUUAGAGAAUGAUCCUAAAUUUCAGUUUUUAAACUUCACACCCUUUAGUACUCUUAAUGAUCAAAAUCAGCAAGGUCCCGUAAAUUUGGUUCAAGAUCAACUCUCUGUUUUAUCUCCUGGUGGAAAUCCAACAGAAAGAUCUCAACUACGAUUGAACUCUGAGACUGGUGCUCCUAUUUCACCAGAUUUUAUGCAGAGAUAUUGGAAUAUAACUGGUAAAAGUACUCGUACAUUUAGUAAUGGUCAAAAUAAGCAAGGUCCCGUAAAUUUGGUUCAAGGUCAAAUCUCUGUUUUACCUCCUGGUGGAUAUCCAGAAGGAGGAUCUCAACCACGAUUGGACUCUGAGACUGGUGCUCCUAUUUCACCAGAUUUUAUGCAGAGAUAUUGGAGUUUGUAUAAUGCUUAUUUGUCUAAAAAUAGUAAAAAGUCUACCUAAGUUAAGUGUAUUUAAUUGCUAUUAAAUCAGUUAGUAGCUUAUAAGGUCUAUUAUAAUAAUAACAAUCGUACUGACAAUUUAUUAUGAACAGUGUUUUCCAUUUGAAUUCACCUUCUUUUGCUU